This is a messenger RNA of Helobdella robusta, 1721 nucleotides long. RefSeq lists its product as hypothetical. Lineage: Eukaryota; Metazoa; Annelida; Clitellata; Rhynchobdellida; Glossiphoniidae. Gene Ontology annotation, biological process: pentose-phosphate shunt; carbohydrate metabolic process; pentose-phosphate shunt, non-oxidative branch. Gene Ontology annotation, cellular component: intracellular anatomical structure; cytoplasm. The transcript is spliced from 11 exons. Gene Ontology annotation, molecular function: transaldolase activity. Bases 182 to 1246 code for a protein of 354 amino acids. The record is from RefSeq and is a predicted model, not a curated record.
CUUUAAUAGAGCACAUUUUCAAAUCGUCUCGUUUCUUUGGUGAACAGGGUCGAUAUAUAAAGUAGUAUCUUUUUUUGUUCUAAAAAAUUUCUGGACAGACCCACUCAACACUUAACCUUGAUAAACCAGAUUUGAUUGGGUUGAGUGUUGAGUGUUAACUUAAUAACAAAUCGUUGGAAAAAUGGCUGACAGGAAGGGACAGGAAGAAGAUUGUUCAGAGCCCAAAGUUUCUAGGCUGUCAACACUGGAACAACUCAGGAAAUACACUGUUGUGGUUGCAGAUACUGGCGACUUCGAAUCACUAAAAAAAUACCAGCCCACUGAUGCUACGACCAACCCAUCGCUGAUUCUGCAAGCCUCUCAGAAACCCCAAUACGCCAAACUGAUCGACCAGGCAGUCAAAUAUGCUCUCAAUAAAUCAGGAACUUCAGACGACAGCAGCCCACAAUCACUGGAGAGGGUGGUUGAGUUAUCGAUGGAAAAGUUGUGUGUGUUGUUUGGCUGUGAAAUUCUAAAAAUCAUCCCAGGCCGAGUUUCAACUGAAGUCGAUGCAAGGCUCUCAUUUGACAUGGAAGGGAUGGUCGAAAAGGGUUUGCAGCUGAUAAGUUUGUACAAGGAGCAUGGUAUUUCAAGAGAUAGAGUUCUCAUCAAACUGGCCUCGACAUGGGAAGGCAUUGAAGCUGGCAGAAUAUUAGAGAAGGAACACGGUAUCCAUUGUAACUUGACGCUGUUGUUUUCAUUCUGUCAGGCAGUGGCCUGUGCCGAAGCUGGUGUGGCCCUGAUAUCCCCCUUCGUCGGCAGAAUUUUGGACUGGUACAUGCAGAACACCGAUAAGAAAUCAUUUGACCCACUCGAAGACCCUGGUGUGAAAUCAGUGACAGCCAUUUACAAUUACUACAAGAAAUUCGACUACGGGACUGUCGUCAUGGCCGCCUCAUUUAGAAACGUCGAACACAUCAAAGCCUUAGCUGGCUGCGAUCUCUUCACUAUAAGUCCCGCCCUGCUGGAAGAAUUAUCGUCAUCUGAAAAACCUGUCAGUCAGUAUCUGAGCAUUGAAAAAGCCAAGAGUGAGGAUUCCGUGGUGAGGGUGAAGAUGGACGAGAAGACAUUCAGGUGGAUGCUAAAUGAUGACGUCAUGGCCAGCGAUAAACUUGCAGAUGGCAUCCGGAAGUUCGCAGCAGAUGCUGUCAAACUGGAGAACAUUUUGAGGGAGAAGAUUCUUGCUUGCAUGAAAAUGAAGGAAUGAAAUAAUUGAUGGAUGGAUCAUUCGUUCAUGCACUCAUUCAUUCAUUCGUUCGUUCGUUGAUUCAUUUAUUAAAUGAUUUUGAUAAGUGAACAUUUUGAAAAUAUGAAAUGAUUGAUGGAUAGGUGGAUGGUGUACACUCAUUCAUUUAUUCAUUCGUUCCUUCUUUCAUUCAGUGAUUGAAUAUGUGUGAAUUGAUGAUUUGAAGAAUGAUUUGAUUGAUGGUUUAUAAUGAAUGCAUGAUUUUUAUUUAAAACAAUUAGGUAUUAUUGCAUUCAUUCAUUAUUUUUUAACUGCUGAUCCAUCCAUUCACUUCUGAUUGAUUAAUGAACUGAUUGAUUGACUGGUUGAUUGAUUGACUGACUGGUUGAUCGAUUGAGUGAGUGAUUGAUUUCUUUUUUUAUCCUAAUCUUAAUAAUAAAAAAUGAAUUCAAGCAUAUUCAAAUUGCGUUUGGUUUUUAAUGCGUAAUAAUACGCU